This is a messenger RNA of Talaromyces stipitatus ATCC 10500, 1276 nucleotides long. Its product is annotated as RTA1 domain protein, putative. Bases 1 to 1164 code for a protein of 387 amino acids. Gene Ontology annotation, cellular component: membrane. The transcript is spliced from 5 exons. The record is from RefSeq and is a predicted model, not a curated record. Lineage: Eukaryota; Fungi; Ascomycota; Eurotiomycetes; Eurotiales; Trichocomaceae.
AUGUCGAAAGUCAUUUACGAAUACGGAUGGAUACAGGCCGCCAAGAGGGCCGAGGUCCCCACUGAGGGGAUCUCCUUUUUAGUACGUAAUAUCGUUAUUGCCCAAACUGGAAACGAGGACAAAGUACAGAGUAAGGCAGACGAGCUUAGCCAUCUAAGAUUCGUAUCAGAAUCGGUCCGAAACCCACUAUUACAUGCACAAGUGUUUUAUUUACAGUUACCUGCUUCUCUAGUGCGGAUCCUAGUCUAUUUUUGUUCACUAGGGAAAGCUCUAUAUGUCAGCAUGAUAGACUCAAGAGACUCCUCCAACGAUUUUGGUUUUGCAUUCUAUCAUUACGACCCAAGCAUAGGCGCCGCUAUUAUUUUCAUCCUUCUUUUCAUCGGCACAACCGGUUAUCAUAUUGUACAAAUGUUCACGACUUCCACAUGGUUUUUCAUUCCCUUCGUUAUAGGGGGCAUAUUUGAAAUUAUCGGUUAUAUUGGACGGGCCAUGUCCAGUAAUCAAUCUCCCAAUUGGACACUCGGGCCGUAUCUCAUCCAGACACUCUUUCUUUUGCUCGCGCCCGCUCUCCUAGCAGCCUCCAUAUACAUGUUUCUUGGCCGCAUUAUCCUCGUAUUACAAGCGGAAAAUCUUGCCUUGCUGAAAAAAAAGUGGUUGACAAAGCUUUUUGUGACGGGCGACGUACUUUCGUUCAUGUUGCAAGGAGCCGGUGGCGGCAUUCAAAGCAGUGGAACCUUAGCAAGUAUGAAGAACGGCGAGCACCUUAUUGUGGUUGGGCUCGUAGUUCAAAUUCUCUUUUUUGCCUUUUUCCUCGUUACCGCGACGCAUUUCUACUGGAAAAUCAAGAAAUAUCCAAUGCCACGCUCUUGCUCUCCAGAUAUCCCUUGGCGCAAACACCUGAAUAUACUUUAUCUGACAAGUUUCCUUAUCAUGGUCCGUUCCUUGUUCCGACUGAUCGAAUACAUCCAAGGGAACAACGGGUUCCUCUUGCACCAUGAGAUGUAUUUAUAUGUCUUCGAUGCAUUAUUAAUGUUCUUGGCCAUGGUCAUCUUUAAUAUUGUUCAUCCACAGGAGAUUGGCCGUCUUCUGCGUUCCGCUGCGAAUCAUGAAAUGUCUCGUCUACAUGACGAGGAACAACCGAAGCCCUAUGAACGAUAUCCUUGAGGAAGCUGCUGCAUUCUUCUCUUGGUUUUCGCUCUCACUGCAGAUCUUGACCCUCUGGAUAUCACCGGUUCAUAAAUGCCUCAACAUUUUGUUGCACCUUCGUUGUUUCAUU